This is a messenger RNA of Drosophila sechellia, 2390 nucleotides long. It is a transcript of the gene Dbx, whose product is annotated as homeobox protein Dbx. Gene Ontology annotation, biological process: regulation of transcription by RNA polymerase II. Gene Ontology annotation, molecular function: DNA-binding transcription factor activity, RNA polymerase II-specific; DNA binding. The coding region runs from base 1 to 2235 and encodes 744 amino acids. The transcript has 5 exons. The record is from RefSeq and is a predicted model, not a curated record. Lineage: Eukaryota; Metazoa; Arthropoda; Insecta; Diptera; Drosophilidae.
AUGUCUACGGCCUUCCUCGUGGACAGUCUUCUGCACGCACAGCAGACCUACACGGAAAGCCAGCUGAAGUCCAGCCUGAGCGAGAUGCUCCUGUCGCGUCGGUCGGCCACGGGCACGGGAACGGAUGCCGCGGAUCCGGCGGACCAGUCCACCGAGUCCUGUGGCUGCUCCAAGUUGCGCGGCUACAAAUGUGACAAGUGCCGCGAAAUCCGUGCCGAGAGUGUGGACAGCAUCGAGGAGAUGGACGAAGACGAUGGUUCCUCCUCGGUGGACGAGAUAGUCGCCGAUAUUGGGAGUGUCGAGGGCGAGGAGCCACACAUGGACCUCGACGAGGAGCUGGAGGAGGAGCUGGCCGACGUGGACGAGCCCGUGUCAAUCAAAUUGCCCAAGGUGGAGCCCAAGGAGCCCAGCAUGCCGACCGUCGGCAACACCAUCCUCAAGGAUACCAACAGCAAGCCCAUUCUCAAGUUCAGUGUCAGCGCGAUCCUUGGCGACACCCGGGAAGGAGUCCGGGUCAGAAAUGAGUUCAUGCAACCGCAGCAUAUAUGGCCUUAUCUGCAGCAAAACUUCAUGCAGCAGCACUCGCAUCAAUAUCAGCAACACCAUCAGCAGCAGCAUCCGCAUCCCCACCCGCAACACCAGCCGCUGGCAGUGCCAGGACAUCAGCAUCCGCAUCACCAUCAUCAUCACCAUCCGGGGGCGGGGCACGCCCACUUUCCGCAUCCCGCAUUUCUAACGCAUCAACUGCCGCCGCAUCAGCAUCACCAGCAGCAGCAGCAUGCACAGCAGCAACAUCCCGGCAAUAGUUGUCAACCGCAAACCGCAUCCUCGUCGUCGUCACCUGGCAGCACAAUUAGUGAUAGCGACAACAAUCACGGCGCAUCGAGUGCCAAUGGCAGUGGCAGCGGCACUGGCAAUUCUGGCCAGGAUGGUCGACCGCACGAGCUGCCGAAUACCAAUCCCGACGAGGACAGCAGCGUCAGUCGAAGAUUAACGCAAGACAGGCAGCAGCAGCAACAACAGUUGCUGGGCGCAGGAGGAGCAGGAGGAGGUGGUGGUGGUGGUGGUGUUGUCCAUGGCCAUGGACACCCGACGCCGCCGCCACCGCCUCCUCCGCCGGUGAUUGCCAAGCCCAUGCCCAGCCGCCCCACGCCCUUCCUGCCGCACACCCUCAACCACCCGCACCUCCACUCGCUGCUGGCGCACUGUCGCAAUCCCUACAUGAGUGUUGGCGCCCAAGUGUUCCCCCUGCCUCCUGGCCAGGGAUUCCCCUGGGCCCACUCGACGCGUGGCAAGCCCCGCCGUGGGAUGAUGCGGCGUGCCGUCUUCUCAGAUUCCCAGAGGAAGGGUCUGGAGAAGCGGUUCCAGCAGCAGAAGUACAUCAGCAAGCCGGAUCGCAAGAAGCUGGCCGAGAGACUGGGACUGAAGGAUUCUCAGGUGAAAAUUUGGUUUCAAAACCGGCGCAUGAAGUGGCGGAACUCCAAGGAGCGGGAGCUCCUGGCCAGCGGCGGUUCCCGCGACCAGACGCUGCCCAACAAGAACAACCCGAAUCCUGACUUGAGCGAUGCCAAGUGCGAUCGACCACUGACGCCCCUCUCGCCCUCACUGCUCUCGCCCAAUGGCAGUGCCACGCCGCCACCGCCGGGAGCGGUGGCCAAAGAUGAACCGCCGACGGCAGCUGUCACGCCCAAGUCCCCGCAAUCCGUCAGCAGCAGGAGCUCCCCCUCCGUGGGCUACGGCCUCCAGAUCAGCUCGCCGCCUCCGCUCCUCACCAGCCUCAAAAUGGGCGAUCAAUCGGCGACGGCCACGCCCACUCCGCUGCCGGGCACAACCGUUUCAUCCGCCGCCUCCUCGCCGCCCGGUGUGACUGCCUCCGAGUUCCAGGCCAAGAUAAAUGCCGAGAUGCAGAAGCAGCUGGUGGCCGCCGAUCUGAAGUUCAAGCUGGAGAACAGUAUCCAGGAGGCCAAGCAGCGCCGGUUCGAGCAACUGCAGCAGCAGCUGCACCACUCCCCGCAUUUCAGUGCCAUGCGAGAGGUGGAGCUGGCCGCCGCCGCCGCGGCUGCGCAGCUGCAUCAUCAUCACCAGCAGCAGCAGCAACAACAGCAACAGCAGCAGCACACGCAGCAGCAGCAUGCGCAGCAGCAGCACCAAGGUGGCUCCGAGUUCAUGAAGCUCUACUACGAUGACUACGACGACUCCAACUCGGACAGUGACGAGGAGAUCAGCGUGACGUGAUUUGCGACUGGAGGCGAAGAUGGAGCUGCAACGGGCCGUGUACAUAUAUGUUUUAAUUGUAAAUUUAUUGAUGCAUUCAACUUAUUGUAUUUAAUAUGUGUAUGAUAUUUUUUCGAAUUUAAAUUCCAAAACGAAAUAAACUCCUUUGAAAAUCA